AUUCGUGUAUUUUCGAACUCUCUCUCUCUCUUCCUCUCUCUCUCUCCUCUCUUCCCUUCUCGUUUCAGUCUCUUCUCUCCGAUCUGAUAAGCUGUCUCACUUCUCAGACUCCGUUCCGCCGCUCUCCCCCUCUCGACGGCGUUACCGAUAUCUCUUCUCCUUCAAUUGCUUCUGCGAUCUCACGAUCCGAUCGCUCGUUCAUUCGCCUCUUAUCUUCUCCUGCACACUCCCGUUUGAUCCUCUCGCCAUCUAGGGUUUUUGGGUAACCGCAUCGAGUGUCGUCCGGCUCCAGCUUGUGUUCAAUUUGCUUGAAUGACCUCGGGGGGACAAUCUUGUCAUGGCAUCCAGUAUGUCGUCCGGAGAUCGGAGGUGGGCAUCAGCCAGAAGAGGUGGCAUGACUGUACUGGGGAAAGUUGCUGUUCCGAAACCUAUAAACUUACCGAGCCAGAGGCAAGAAAACCACGGUCUGGACCCAAAUGUUGAAAUUGUUCCCAAGGGUACACUCGGUUGGGGGAGUCGGCCAUCAUCAUCUACAUCAAAUGCGUGGGGUUCUUCAUCACUAUCCCCAAAUGCCGAUAGCGGUUCCAAUUCACUGGGCCGCCUCAGUGCCCGACCUUCAUCUGGUGAAGCUGGCACUCGUCCUUCCACAGCUGGCAGUGACAAUGUUCAUGACUCUACUCAUCAUGCGUGGAGUUCAAAUUCUAGACCAUCAUCAGCUUCUGGAGCAUUAACAUCCAGUCAGGCAUCACUUGGAUCACUGCGUCCACGUAGUGCAGAACCAAGACCUGGUAGCUCACAGUUGUCCCGAUUUGCGGAACCUCCAUCUGAUAUCUCUGUUGUUGGGAGCGGGGAAAGAUUGGUUGUGACGUCAUCAAAGAAUGAUGGAUUUUCUUUGAGUACUGGCGAUUUUCCAAGUCUUGGUUCAGUGAAAAGCAGCCCAGGGAAAAAUACAGGCUCACAAGAUCCUGCUUUGCAUGAUUCAGGUUCUGCUGGUGGAUUGGCCCUUGCUAAAGACGGUUCUGAGAAUUAUUCUGUUGGUGAUGCUUCCUUGAGUGCAGACGGAAAGAGUAGAACAGACGACUCGUGGAGAAAAGAUAAUCCAUCAUAUGGUGAGGAUGGUCACAGGGUUGGCAUCGAGAAAAGGAAUGGGGAUAACCCACCUUUUCAGAAUUCGGGUAUCCUCCCUCAACAUUUCAACGCCUGGCGUGGCCCACCUGCAAAUAAUCCACCAGGUGGCGUCUGGUAUAGAGGCCCUCCAGGUGGACCUCCCCCAUAUGGUGGGCCUGUUCCACCAGGUGGCUUCCCCAUGGAGCCCUUUCAUUAUUACCGUCCUCAAAUUCCACCUUCUGCUCUCCCAAAUCCACAACAAGUUCCUCCACCAGGAACUGGCCCAAGGGGACCCCAUCCUAAAAGUGGAGAUAUGUAUAGACCUCAGAUGCCUGAUGCUUACAUUCGCCCUGGCAUGCCAGUUAGGCCUGGUUUCUACCCUGGGCCUGUACCCUAUGACGGUUAUAUCGGUCCUCCUCCUAUGCGAUAUUUUGGUCCAAAUGAACGGGAUAUUUCAAUGAUGGGCAUGGCAGGUGGUCCUCCAUCUAUAUAUGGGCAAUUUCCAGGCCAUAAUGCUCCUGAUGCUGGCAAUUCUCACAUUAGACCUCCUGGGCAUGGUUCUAAUAAUAUAGUCCGCAGUUCAGAAGAAGUGGAAUCUGGUCAUCAUCGUGAUCCCCGGGAACCAUACAGGGUUCUCUUGAAGCAGCAUGAUAAUUGGAAUGAGAAGAGUGAACAACAAAAACAGGAGGAAACUCAGCAAAGCAGUGGACCAUCCAUGGAGAAGGUGGACCAGUCUAGAGCAUCAUCAUGGGAAAAUGAGUGCAGAGUGGAUAGCUGGAAAGAUGAGGAGAAGGAUUUGGAAGUUAGAGCGGUUGGUGAGGGCGCUGCUUCUCAGAAUUUUGGAAAAAAAGCUGGUGGAUCUGUUCUUUCCGGCAAAGUAAAGUUGCCAAAAGAUCUGGAAAGUGCCAGGGUAGAUAGAGACAAUGCAAGGGCUGAACAGAAGAAUUUCGUCACCGAUAGUCCAAAAUCUGGCACUCCAGAGGGUUCCAGUCUGAUUCAAAAAAUUGAGGGCUUGAAUGCCAAAGCCCGGGUUUCUGAUCCGCGACAUGACGUUAUGGUCGUUUCUGAAAGGCCAGUGCGAGGGAACAAAUGGCACAUACGUGAGGCGAAGUCAAGUCAUUCUGCUGCUGAACCUGGGCAUCAUCCCCCAUGUUCUGCAAAUGUUCAGGACAAAUCAGGUCUUUGUACUGAAGAGAAGAUGCUUGAAGAGACUGCUGAUAGUGGUACAAACACCUCCAGGAGGUAUCCUCAUAGCGUGCGAGGUAAAGUUCAUCAUCAACGGGGCAGAGGAAGAUUCAACCCAGAAGACAUCGAUGGUUUUCGUAAGAAACCUGUUGCCUUGGAUCCUUUACUGCCCAUUCCUUCAGAAGCUUCUGAUGUUCACAGGCGGACAGAUCCAGCUUCUCAAUCUACACGAAAAUAUGAGGGAGGAUAUGUACCUGUCAUCACUGGACCUGGUGAUAGUCAAGCAGAGCGUGCACAUGCAAAGAUGAAAGAGCAACGUGUGAAACAAAGGCAAAAUGAAGAGGACGAACUCGCCAGGGAGCAGAAAGCCAAGGCACAGAUGAAACUGGAGGAAUUGAAUAGACGUACGCAUGUGGUGGAAGGUUCAAAUUCAAAGACUGAAAGUGGCAUCCUGAAUAACGAGAACAAGGCAAUACCUACUAGGUCUGCCCUGUCAAGUUCUUCACCUGUGAGCGGGGGUGAUUUAGUCAGGCAAACUACUGAGGCUCUGAAUGAUGCAGUCGGAAGAUCUAGUGGUCCGUCGAAGGAAUUUCCGCAUGAGCCACAAAAGGGUGUUCACAAGGAGCCUGCCAUUGUUCUAAAAUCCGUACCACUACAGCAGGAUGCUAAAUUUAAUGCCGAUAACUAUGAUGUUGCUCCACAGACUCUUAAGCAGCAUCGUACUGGGUACAAGCAGAAGCAGAACAUGAUGUCUGAAAAGAACAACACUCAGAAGAUUGUCACUGAGGCACCAAAAUCUCAAGUUGUUGUGGCAGAUGAUGUCACUAUGGCUGUCGAUGGCGGGGCUGACUUCUCAGCAUAUCAAAGAAGACGAAGUAACAGAGGUAAUCGCAACAAGCCUAAAGGGGAUGAAUCAUCUACUGCAAAUCCUUUACCACUGCUGGCACCUAAAGAAAGUGGUGGGGUCAGCACUGCUGCAGUUGAAGGUGCUAAGUUGAAGGCUUCUGGAUCUGAAACUGAUCACAGUGCAGUUGGGACAUUGGCGGAGUCUAAUGAUGAAAAUCAGCUGUCAGAGCAGUGUCCAGGUUCGGCAAAUGAAGAAGCCCAUGUUAGAGGGAAUAACCAGUGGAAGUCUCAGCCUUCUCGCAGGGCUCCGAGAAAUCAAAAUGUAAACAGAGUGGCCGAUAAGUUCCAUGGUGGUGAUGCUGCUGUGUGGGCACCUGUCCGAACACAACAUAAAACUGAGGUUGCUGAUGGAACCAGUGAGAGAACUGCAGGGGAGGGUCAAUCUUCUUUGGUGAAGAGUGAUCAGCCCUUACAGAAUAAUAAUCCAAGAAGCAAGAGAGCAGAGUUAGAGAGGUAUAUCCCCAAGCCAGUUGCCAAGGAAAUGGCUCAACAAGGAAGUGUACAUCAGCAGAUGGCUGUUUUGGAGAGUCAAAAGAAAUCAGCAGAUGAGGCUGUUCAGCAGGGAGAUACUGGAUCCGGCUCUGUUGCAGUGAAGGAAUCAAGUAGCAGGCAGAAUAGGUCCGCAAAAGGACAUGGGUCGUGGCACCAGCGGGGUACGACUGAUACAGUAACUACUCAAGGUUUGCCCAUUGAACAAUCCCAAUCUCAAUCAUUGCACGUGGCUGGAAAUGUUCAGAAAUGGCCGGAGCAUCAGCAAGGGCCAAAGCCUGAAGAAAAGCCCACCAAGGAGCAACCAAAGCAUCACGAUGAAGGGCUUUCUUGUGAUGGCGCAAAUGUUCCUAGCGAAUCUGCCAGCUUCACAUCUCAAUUCACAGCUCCUGCUGUCAGAGAUCAGGGAAUAAUAGGGAGAGGAAAGCGUCACCCUUUCUCGAGGGGGCAGAAGGGUAGGCUUGAUUCUGACCAGAACAAGAGCGUUGGCGAAUCAGAAAAAUGUCACAAUCCGUCUGUGGCUCCCGAAGGUAGCCAAACGGACCCUGCUGCUGAAGGUAGCCACACAGAUCCUGCAGGUCCUGCUCCUAGAGAAAGCCAUGGCAUUGUGGAACGGUCAACAUUGCAUUGGCAGCCAAAAUCCCGGGCAGUUCCUAGUCAAAAUUACCGGGCAAACAAGGCAGCUGGUACUGGUCGGAACACUGCUGAAUCUAGUGGAGUUCCCGUGGAAGAGUUCUCUGAGGAGCAUGAUGAGGCCCGAGAUCCAUCUGUUUAUGUGGAGGACAAGAUGCAUGAAAAAGCAGGGCUGCCUGAGGGAAGUAAGAGAGAGAGCAGACCACGGUUCUUAGCUGGUCGUCCUCAGUCACCGAGUCAAGGUCCCCUUAAGACGACGGAAUCAGCUGAUGAACCACACGAGGCUGUGUUCUCUUCCGGGCCACGUAAGAAUGGGAACCAAAACUCUAGCCGGUUUGUGAGGAGAGAUGAGUACCACGGGGAAUGGAACUCAAGCAGGCAAGACACCAGACAGCACAACGCUCCGGCCCAUCGGGAAAGGCAGCGGUACAACUCGAGCUACAAGUACCAGCCAGUUGGGAUAUAUGGCAAUGAAAAUAAACCGAGCCACUUUGAAGGGCUGAGGGAUGUUUCUCAGAGUAAAGGCCCAAGGUACAAGGAGAGGGCGGGUCAGAGUGGCUCUAGGCGCGGGGGAGGUACCUUUUACGAGCGGCAGGGUGGCAAUGCUCAUGUAGAUUGAGUAGAUUCUGGCUUUGAUUGUUGAAGAGAGCUUGUAAGUGAAUAGCUGCUUGCAGAUCUCCCGCGGCAAUUGUGGAUCGAUGACUACUUGAGCCUUCAGGUUGCGAGCGAGUGAAGAAUGUAUUGGGGAAAACAUGGCAGGGGCAAUUUGGCGGGAUGUGAUUGAUGAUGUUUUGCUGCUUCUGUUGUUAGUUAGGAAAAGAAAGAAAAUUGUGGUCUUGUUGCUGAACAAUGUCAUGUUUCUCCUUGGAACACACACAUGUUUCCUUAAAAUCCUGCAUUUGGCGUUGGCCUUGUGCAUGAAUGAAUAUAUCAGUCAAUGCUAAUGGAAAGCGUAGUAUUUGAAAAGGUCUCAA
Punica granatum (pomegranate) is the source of this 5294-nucleotide messenger RNA. Lineage: Eukaryota; Viridiplantae; Streptophyta; Magnoliopsida; Myrtales; Lythraceae. The record is from RefSeq and is a predicted model, not a curated record.